AUGUUGGCCAUGACGGAUCUCACCCUGGAGAAGGUCGUGGACAUGUGCAGGGCCGAGGAGAUAACGGCCAAACGCAGCCAAGACCUGGCUGUACCGGAUGCGGAGGUCAACAAGGUGGCCAAGUCGAAGUUUCGCCGGAAGUCGCAACAGCUGCCUCUCUGCAAAUUUUGCGGAGACGAACACGACUUCACAAAAGGAAGCUGCCCUGCACUCGGGAAGAGAUGCCGUCGGUGCAACGGUAAAAACCACUUCGAGAAAGCGUGCCGAGUGAAGCGCGGGUCCAGCAAGAAGAGUUCGCGGAAAGUGAAAGAAGUGAAGGACGAAAGUGAAUCGGAGGAAGAGUCCGACGUCGAUGCGUCGUCGGAAGACAGUAGUGAGGAAUUUGAAAUCGGGAAGAUCAUCGACAACUCCGACAAGGGCGGAAGUGUGUCAGCAGAGUUGGAGCUGAAAAUCAGUGACAAGUGGAGAAAAGUGAUUAGUGAGUUGGACACAGGUGCCAACACAAGCCUGAUUGGCCAAGAGUGUCUCGUGAAGCUGUACGGAGGAAAGUGUCCAAUUAUUUUUCCGUCGAAGAUGCGACUCCAGAGCUUCGGCGGAAAUCCGAUCAAGGUGUUGGGCGAGGUUAAGAUUCCGUGCCGUCGGUCCGGAAGGAAGUAUCGAUUGGUGCUUCAAGUGGUGGAAGGCGCUCACCGACCUCUUCUGUCGGCAAAAGUGUCCCGUGUGCUCGGAUUUGUCAAGUUCUGCAAAUCGGUUUGCUUCGGUGGACCCGAUUCAACCUCGCCAGACAAGCUGCUCAAGGUAUACCGUGUGGAGGCCCAGAAGAUAGUCGACAAACACCAAAGCCUCUUCGAUGGGUACGGAAAGCUCGACGGUGAAGUCUCGUUGGAGGUUGACCACACCGUGCCACCGUCGAUUCAGCCACCACGGCGUGUACCGAUUGCCCUGCGCGGUCAGCUGAAGAAGGAGUUGGAAGUGCUGGAAAAGGAAGGAAUCGUUGUGAAGGAGCCGAGACACACUGACUGGGUCAGUAAUAUCGUCAUCGUCCAGCGAGGUGACCAGUCCAAGAAGAGCCUUCGUGUGUGCCUCGAUCCAGUUCCCCUCAACAAGGCACUGAAGCGACCUAACCUUCAGUUUGUGACCCUCGACGAAAUCCUGCCAGAGUUGGGGAAGGCCAAGGUCUUCUCUACCGUCGAUGCCAAGAAAGGAUUUUGGCAUGUGGUCCUGGAUGAACCGAGCAGCCAGCUGACGACGUUCUGGACUCCAUUUGGCAGAUACCGCUGGGUACGUCUACCCUUUGGUAUUGCACCGGCUCCGGAAAUAUUCCAGAUGAAGCUGCAGGGGGUUAUUCAAGGCUUGCCCGGUGUCGAGUGCAUCGCCGAUGAUCUGCUCGUGUUCGGAGUCGGAGAUACCUUUGAAGACGCGCUAGCAAACCACAACGUCUGUCUCGAGAAGCUGCUCUGUCGCCUUAAGGAGCACAACAUCAAGCUGAACAAGGAAAAGCUGAAACUGUGCGAGACCUCCGUGAAAUUCUACGGUCACGUACUGACGAACAAGGGACUCCAGCCAGACGAGACGAAAAUCUCAACCAUCCGUAACUAUCCUACUCCCACGGACCGCAAAGCUGUGCACCGUUUUAUCGGAAUGGUCAACUACCUGAGCAGAUUCAUCCCAAACUUGAGUGCGAACCUCACGAGUCUGCGAAAGCUCAUCGUGGAAUCCCAGCCGUGGCAGUGGACGAAAGUUGAAGCAGAGGAGUUCGAACGGGUCAAAUCUCUUGUCUCGGACACCGACACACUCCGUUACUACGAUGUUAACCAGCCAAUUACCGUGGAGUGCGACGCCAGUUGCUUUGGAUUGGGCGUAGCUGUGUACCAAGGGGACGGAGUAGUUGGGUACGCUUCUCGAACGUUGACACCGACAGAACAAAAUUACGCGCAGAUCGAGAAGGAGCUUCUUGCGAUCUUGUUCGCAUGCAUUCGCUUCGAUCAACUUAUCGUCGGCAACCCGAAAGCAGUCAUCAAGACCGACCAUAAGCCGCUCCUGAACAUCUUCAACAAGCCCCUCCUUGCUGCUCCUCGCCGGCUGCAGCACAUGCUGCUGAACCUCCAACGCUAUCGGCUGACGGUCGAAUACGUAACUGGAAAGGACAACGUUGUGGCCGACGCUCUCUCUCGGGCCCCGACCAGAGACGACCAGCCGUGGGACCAGUACAAGAAACUGCACAUCUACAAAGUGUUCGAGGAGCUGGAAGACGUGAAGCUGAAGAACUUUCUAAGCAUUUCGGAUAGCCGCUUGGAUGAAGUAAUGAAGGAGACAGAAAAGGAUCAAACGAUGCAGCGAGUCAUCGAGUACGUGCAGCGUGGCUGGCCGGCGUCGGCCGAACGGGUUCCGGACAGCGUGAGGAUUUAUUUUGGAUACCGGAACGAACUCUCGACGCAGAACGGCAUCGUCUUUCGAGGCGAUCGCAUCUUGGUGCCGCAGGUUCUUCGACGCAAGCUGAUUGAUUGUUGCCACAUUAGUCACAACGGAAUCGAAGCAACGCUGAAGCUGGCCAGGGCCAACCUUUUCUGGCCGGGCAUGAGUUCGCAGAUCACGGACGUCGUAAAGAGCUGCAGUGUCUGCGCCAAGUUUGCGGCUUCACAGCCACACCCACCGAUGAUCAGCCACAGCAUCCCGGUACACCCGUUUCAAAUGGUCUCGAUGGACGUCUUCUUCGCUGAGUACCGUGGGCACCGACGCAACUUCCUGGUUACUGUGGACCACUAUUCAGAUUUCUUCGAGGUCGACAUUCUGAAGGAUUUGACGCCACAGUCGGUCAUAGCGGCAUGCCAGGAAAACUUCGCUCGACAUGGAAGGCCGCAGAGGGUGCUAACCGACAACGCUACAAACUUCGUGAACAAGCAGAUGAUGAAGUUUGCCGAGGACUGGGACUUCGAGCUAGUAACAUCAGCGCCGCACCACCAGCAAGCAAACGGUAAGUCCGAAGCCGCCGUCAAAAUUGCCAAGCGCCUGCUUGCGAAAGCAAACGAAACUGGAACGGACUUCUGGUUCGCUCUGUUGCACUGGAGGAACAUCCCAAACAAGAUUGGGUCCAGUCCCGUCGCCCGUUUGUUUUCACGCUCAACGCGAUGUGGCGUUCCGAGCACGGCAGCGAACUUGGUUCCGAAGGUGGUGGAGAAUGUGCCUGCGUCAAUCGAGGAGAAUCGUAAGCGGAUCAAGUACCAGUACGACAAGAAAGCUCGUAACCUACCUGAGCUGGAAACUGGGUCUCCGGUUUUCGUGCAGCUGACACCGCAAACGUCGAAGCUGUGGACACCUGCUGUCAUCUCCAACCGCCUCAGCGAGCGCUCGUACACAGUGGAAGUGAAUGGAAAGGACUACCGUCGCAGCCUGGUUCACCUGAAGCCACGUAAAGAACAUUCCACAUCGCCUGCCCGUCUGUCGCCAACUGUUCCAGAACCAAGAGCUGUCCAACCGGAUCACCCCGAAGCUGAUGCCACUCGCAGUUCGACUUCGGUUGAACUUGAUUGUCAACUGCCCGCAGCUAGCCCGUUAGAACCAACGAUUGCUGUGAUGCCACCGCCAGGAUCGUCGAAUACAACGCCGUCGGAGACAACACGUGAUCGACAUUCAACGCUGCCUAUUAUCUCCGGAACCGACAAACCAACUACCACGAUCACUUCAACCCUCACCUCCAAGACACCAACCUCUUCAACGCCCUCAAAACCCACCCCACCUUCAAGUGCCGCCACUUCCGGCGAACCCUGA
Molecule: messenger RNA, 3768 nt
Organism: Culex pipiens pallens (northern house mosquito)
Lineage: Eukaryota; Metazoa; Arthropoda; Insecta; Diptera; Culicidae
Exons: 2
Coding region: 1-3768 (1255 amino acids)
Biological process (GO): DNA integration
Molecular function (GO): nucleic acid binding
Source: RefSeq, a predicted model, not a curated record